UCUAGUUUGUUCUACCAAAUCAAACCUCUUGAAUAAACUUUAAAUAUGGUUGACCGUGCUAGUCAAGUCAGAGUGUUUGAUUUAAUCCCACAAAGUUGAUCUAGGAAUAGAAUAGUUAUUGGCAAAAAAGGAAUAUCAUAAUUUUUCAUUGCUUGAAUUUUUAACUGACCUUUUUAGGCAUUUUGACUUUUGACCAUACCCUUAUCAAAAUGGCUAAAUGCUCAUAAAUCGAGAUAUAAGAACAUAUAAACUGUAGAAAUAUUAUAAGAAAUCAAACAAAGAGAAACAAAAGAAAAAAUGGAUUCUCUAAUACAACUCAUAGUUAUCUUCAUGGUGACUAUGUUCAUAAGUGCAUCUAUAUCUCAAGCCCAGAGAACGACGACCGUGGUGAUACAUAAUGAUCUUGAAGGUGGUUUAUCUCUAGGAUACCAUUGUAAAUCGGGGGAUGAUCUUGGAUACAAGAGUUUGGCACCAGGUGGAUCAGGAUCCUUUAGCUUUAAACCUGAUAUAUUUGGUCGAACGUUAUUUUUGUGUAGCUUUAGUUGGAAUUAUGAGUUGCAUUUUUUUGAUAUCUAUAACCAAAAGAGAGACAGAGAAUUUGAAAAGUUUGGAUGCACACAAUGCGAAUGGAGGAUAAGCAAAAAGGGACCAUGCAAACUUAACAAAUACAGUAAAAUGUUUGAUAUUUGUUAUCCCUGGAAUUUUUAACAAACCCAUGUAAUAUCACUAUGUAUAACUCUUACUAUCGAAAACAGAAUAAUAAUAAUAAUAAAAUAUAUUUUUCAACUAAUUUAA
Messenger RNA from Brassica napus (rape), 795 nucleotides. RefSeq names its product S-protein homolog 2-like. Lineage: Eukaryota; Viridiplantae; Streptophyta; Magnoliopsida; Brassicales; Brassicaceae. The coding region runs from base 298 to 708 and encodes 136 amino acids. The record is from RefSeq and is a predicted model, not a curated record. The transcript has a single exon.